CCAUCACGAUGAGACUGAGGCGUAAUGUGCGUUGGUGGGCCAAGGUCAGUGUGGCAGCAUUCCUCUUUCUACUAGGGACGUACCUGACUGUUCGGCAGGCCCAGCACGACGCCUCUCUUGGGGACAAGCGGGAGGUCAGCGUCCAGGAGGAUGAAGGGAGCGAGUCCGACUCAGGGAAGAACUCAAUUCCGAGGGCAAGAAAACAAGGGGUGCAGCAUGACAAGCUUCCUGAACCCCCAGGCUACAAGGAUUGGAACAACUACGAGCUGCUAGAGCGAGAAAAGACCCAGGUUGGCCCAGGGGAGCAAGGUCAGGCAUUCAUCCUGCCAGCGGGUCACCAAAGCCAGAAGGACCAGCUCUACAAGGUCAAUGGUUUCAAUGCCCUCGUCUCAGACUACAUUGCACUCAAUCGAACGCUAAAUGACCUCAGGCACCCCAAGUGCCAAAAGAAGGUGUACCUGAAUUCACUCCCCACAGCAUCUGUGGUUGUCCCUUUCCAUAAUGAGCACUGGACAACCCUCCUUCGGACUGCGAUUUCGGCUAUCAACCGUUCACCAGAAUCCUUGCUGGCCGAGGUCAUCUUGGUGGAUGAUGCGAGUACUAAAGAGUUCCUGAAGGACAAGUUGGAUGAUUAUGUAAGGGCACACUUGCCAAAGGUGAAAGUCCUUCAUUUAACAAAGCGAUCAGGUCUCAUUCGCGCUCGAUUGGCUGGCGCAAAGGCGGCCAAAGGCGACGUCCUCAUCUUCCUUGACUCCCAUACAGAGUGCACCACCAACUGGCUACCUCCAUUGCUCGACCCCAUAGCUCAGGAUUACCGAACAUGUGUCUGCCCAUUCAUUGAUGUCAUCGACUUCGAAACAUUUGCUUACCGAGCCCAGGACGAAGGUGCCCGAGGAGCUUUCGACUGGGAACUAUUCUAUAAGCGUCUACCCUUGCUGCCCAAAGAUAAGGAGAACAUGCCCGAACCCUUUAAGAGCCCCGUCAUGGCAGGAGGCCUCUUUGCCAUCAGUACCAAAUUUUUCUGGGAGUUGGGGGGGUAUGACCCUGGUCUCGACAUCUGGGGUGGUGAACAGUACGAGCUUUCCUUUAAGAUCUGGCAGUGUGGUGGUACCAUGGUGGAUGCCCCUUGCUCUCGCAUUGGUCAUAUAUACAGGAAGUUUGCCCCAUUCCCCAAUCCUGGGAUGGGUGACUUUGUUGGUCGGAACUACCGCCGUGUGGCUGAGGUUUGGAUGGAUGAGUAUGCGGAAUUCAUCUACAAGCGCCGGCCACACUACCGUAAUAUCGACCCAGGUGAUCUUUCAGAGCAGAAAGCCAUCCGCGAGAAGCUGCAGUGCCGCCCCUUCCGCUGGUUCAUGGAGGAGGUUGCUCCUGACCUCGUCAAAGUGUAUCCUCCUGUGGAGCCUCCAGACUUUGCUAGUGGGAAGAUCCAGAGUAUUGUAGACUCUAACCUCUGUGUCGACACAAGAUACAAGCGGCAUGGAGACCGUUUUGGACUGCAGGAAUGUGGUCAUGGGGGUGAGCAGUCCUUCCAUUUGACCUGGCAUAAAGAUAUACGGCCAGGGAAGCGUUCAGUGUGCUGGGAUGUCUCCAGUGGUGAUGCUCAGGCACCUGUUUUGCUCUACAACUGCCAUGGCAUGGGAGGAAAUCAGAUGUGGAGAUAUGAUCCGGAUAAAAAGUGGCUAGUUCAUGGAGGGAACCCAAGAUGCUUGGACUGCAACCCAGGAAACCAGGAGCUCUUUGUAGCCAUGUGUGACCCAAACCGUGAUACUCAGAAGUGGAGCUUUGAGAAGUAUGAUGCACAGCGACUGGCCAAGUGGGAUCAGGCAGGACCCGGUUUGUAGUUAAUUGUCUUGCCCGCCCUCUCAUUCUUCCGAACCAUUGUCAGAAAAAGAGAUUGAUUCAUAUUAAUCCAAAAAAUUCAAGGCAAUGGGCUAGUAGCCUUGUUCUCCAGGAAAAUGUGAGACAAGUGGAGUUGUUUUUAACACUGAUGUUAACUUAACAUGGAUGGUUAACCCUGGCGCUCUCUAAUGUAGAUGACCUGUGAUACUCUUAAAAAUAUUAAGGGAAAGCCAGCCAUAGGUACAAUGUCCCCUAACUUUCUUUUAUUUUUCUCAGCUGCAUAUCAUAACUGGUGUGCAAAUGCAGCUGUUUUUUUAUGCUAUAGCCAAGACUUUAUGGUAAAAUAAGUAUGUCUACUUGCACAACUUUGAGUACAAGUCAAUGUUAACAGAAAGUAAAGAUACAGGUGAUUUACAUUUUUUUCUCAAUGUUAUGACAUGAUUUGCAUCUCUUGUUCCUGCUUUAUGAUUUCUUCAUUUUCUUAUAUUCUUGUUAUAGGUUUUUAUUGCCUCUUUGUAUUCUUGUGGUUUGUCUUUUGAUAUCUUAUGCCAUUGAUGAUUUCUUGUAUUCACAUUCCCUGAAUUACUUGUUGGGACUUCUACAAAAGCA
Molecule: messenger RNA, 2448 nt
Organism: Penaeus indicus
Lineage: Eukaryota; Metazoa; Arthropoda; Malacostraca; Decapoda; Penaeidae
Product: putative polypeptide N-acetylgalactosaminyltransferase 10
Exons: 10
Coding region: 9-1841 (610 amino acids)
Biological process (GO): protein O-linked glycosylation
Cellular component (GO): Golgi apparatus
Molecular function (GO): polypeptide N-acetylgalactosaminyltransferase activity
Source: RefSeq, a predicted model, not a curated record